GGUAUCGUCAUUUACAUGAGAGAAAUUAUUGAACAAUAUCUUUUGAAGAAAUUCAUUCUUAUAACCAAGAUUACAAAUUCCUACAUUCGCUCGAAGAAAGUCAAGAUCCAGACAGCUUAUUAUUUGUACUCUGAUACAUAGUGCAGUAAUAGUAGUGACUAAACUUAUAAAAAGGGGUUAUUCAUAUUUUACAUAGGAUAUCAUUUGCAUCUCAACCACGGUGUAACACACCGUGAUCUCAACUAGACGACUUUGCUUCCUCAGCAUUCCAAUAUGACUCACCUGAUCAAAGAAGAAAAACAGUAUGGUUUAAUAGCACCUGGUAAGAACCGUCUUACAGCCCCAAAACCUGGAAACGUUUUUGGAGAAGACAGUGGCUCUGAUGGAGAUGAUGGGUCAGAUUGGGUAAGAAAAGCUCUGCGAGCAGAGGGGGAGAAGAAUUUAGUAAAAAAGCAAACUCAACUCACCAUGAAAAGAGCAUUAAAAGAGGACCCAACGGUCUACCAAUAUGAUGAAGUGUAUGAUGAUAUUGAACGAUCCAAAAUUGAGGAAAAGAGUAAUAAAAAGACAGUUGAAAAAAAGGCAAAGUACAUAGAAAAUUUAAUGAAAGCUGCAGAUCGACGGAAGAGGGAACAGGAGCACAGAGUUGAAAGAAUGGUUCAGAAAGAACGAGAAGCUGAGGGAGCAAUGUUUGCGGAUAAAGAGAGCUUUGUGACAUCUGCGUACAGAGCAAAGCUGGAAGAGUUUAAGAAAAUGGAGGAUGAAGAGAAGAGAAUGGAUAGAUUAGAAGCAAUUGGUGAUGUUACGAAGCAACAAGAUAUGUCUGGAUUCUAUAGGCACCUUUAUCACCAAACAGUCGAUCCUGAUAAAAAUAUGGCUGAGAAAGACAAAAUCAAGAUAACUGAUGAAGUAGAUGAAUCAAGAGUCAAGGAAAAAAGUAAGGGUGAAACACUGAACAAUGCCAAAGAUAAUAUAGAUGGAGAUGAUCCAUUGUCUACAGACUCUGAAGACAACUCCGUGCAAGAUGAUGAGAGUAAUUUGGCAAGAGCAAACGAGGUGAGAAUAAAUGUUGGUAAAGGAACUAAAAGACAGUACAGAAAGAGAAUGGCUGAUGCAUCACAGUCCAGUUCUGAGGAAGAGGUAAAAGAGGAAAAGUCUGUACCUAAAAGCUCGGUAGCUGAAAGAGUUACAGAAGUUAAGGAGGUAGAAACAGAAAAAGCAGGAAAAGUAUUGAAAAAAGAUCACCAAGAACAGUCCGUAACAGCUCCAGCUCUAAUAAAUCAGCAUUCAAGUGAUGAAAAAUCAGAAACAAAAGCUCCGAUAGCUGAGAACGUGACGAAAGGUGCUGCGGAUAAGGCAAUGACAGAACCUAAGAUAGAAGCGAUAAAAACUGUGAUACCAGAGGCUCCAAAAAUUUCAAUCUGGGAAAAACGUACCGUAGGACCUGUUUUUGAAGCUGCAUUGGCAAGAUAUUAUGCAAGAAAAUCUGCCAUGUCGUCCGGCUAAUGGAUCACUUAUAAUACAAAUAUCUUGUAAAGUAAAUAGGAAUCAUGCAACAAUCUAUGUAUUCAAAUAACAGUGAUAUGAUCUUCAUUCACUAUCACUUUGUAUGAAAUUUUAUGGUUCAUACAGUUUCUUUGUUUCUUGUGAUGAAGAAAUCUGAAUCAUGCAAAAUUACAAUGAUCGGAAAAUAGGGGGGAUUGGGGCUGGAACUAACAGAGGUAAGUUGUAACCAACGAUGUAAAUGCAUCUGUAUUUCUUGGUUGAAACCACAGAUUGAAACGUUGCAUUUAUUUCCGAAAGUGAAAGAGAAGGCAGUGAGUCGAAUUCGCUGCAUGUAAUUAAUGCUUGGCGCAUGUGUCACCAAAAAUAAAAAGUUCGAUUGGAAAAACAUAAAAA
Molecule: messenger RNA, 1899 nt
Organism: Athalia rosae (coleseed sawfly)
Lineage: Eukaryota; Metazoa; Arthropoda; Insecta; Hymenoptera; Athaliidae
Product: nuclear speckle splicing regulatory protein 1
Exons: 2
Coding region: 274-1506 (410 amino acids)
Biological process (GO): regulation of alternative mRNA splicing, via spliceosome
Source: RefSeq, a predicted model, not a curated record